Sinocyclocheilus grahami is the source of this 456-nucleotide messenger RNA. Its product is annotated as galectin-4-like. The transcript is spliced from 5 exons. NCBI's taxonomy places the organism in Eukaryota, Metazoa, Chordata, Actinopteri, Cypriniformes, Cyprinidae. Gene Ontology annotation, molecular function: carbohydrate binding. The record is from RefSeq and is a predicted model, not a curated record. Bases 1 to 456 code for a protein of 151 amino acids.
AUGAGCUUCACGUUCAAGUCAGCGUUCCAGACCAUCUCCAGCUUCAGCAUCCCUUAUGUGAGCCGUAUCUCUGGAGGACUGAAAGCUGGGAAAGCCAUCUUCAUUCAGGGAUCCGUUCCGUCUGGAUGUGAGAGCUUUGUGGUGAAUCUGAAGUGUGGAGAGUCUGAAGGAGACGACAUCGCCUUUCAAAUCAAGCCCCAGUUCAGCAGCAACCGCAUGGUCCUGAACAGCCGCCAACAUGGGUCAUGGGGAAAAGAGGAGAAACUGGAAUUACCUUUAAAGCAGGCCAGCGGCUUUGAUCUGAUCAUUGCCGUGAAUUCUGAAAAUUAUCAGGUGUAUUUGAAUGGAAAGGAAGUUGGUCGAUUCCAGCAUCGUAUAUCUCUGGAUCGAGUCAUCGCUCUGAGUGUUGGAGGACAGGUUUCUGUGACAAACGUGGCUUUCACCGAGACUGCAUAA